Molecule: messenger RNA, 942 nt
Organism: Jaculus jaculus (lesser Egyptian jerboa)
Lineage: Eukaryota; Metazoa; Chordata; Mammalia; Rodentia; Dipodidae
Product: olfactory receptor 4M1
Exons: 1
Coding region: 1-942 (313 amino acids)
Biological process (GO): G protein-coupled receptor signaling pathway
Cellular component (GO): membrane
Molecular function (GO): G protein-coupled receptor activity; olfactory receptor activity
Source: RefSeq, a predicted model, not a curated record
AUGGAGUCUGCAAAUUACACCAGGGUGACAGAAUUUGUUCUCAUUGGCCUAUCUCAGACUCGAGAGGUGCAAUUAGUCCUAUUUGUUCUAUUUCUAUCCUUCUAUUUGUUCAUACUUCCAGGGAAUAUCCUUAUCAUUUGCACCAUCAGGCUUGAUCCCCACCUGAGUUCUCCCAUGUACUUCCUGCUGGCUAAUCUGGCCUUCCUUGAUAUUUGGUACUCUUCCAUCACAGCUCCUAAAAUGCUGGUGGAUUUUUUUGUGGAAAGGAAGAUCAUUUCCUUUGCUGGGUGCAUUGCUCAGCUAUUUUUCUUGCACUUUGUUGGGGCCUCAGAGAUGUUCCUGCUCACAGUGAUGGCCUUUGACCGCUAUGCUGCCAUCUGCCGCCCCCUUCACUAUGCCACCCUCAUGAACCGACAUCUCUGCUCUAUCCUGGUUGCUCUUUCCUGGACCGGGGGCUUCAUUCAUUCCAUAAUCCAGGUGGCUCUCAUUGUUCGACUCCCUUUCUGUGGUCCCAAUGAAUUAGACAAUUAUUUUUGUGACAUCACGCAGGUAGUCCGGAUUGCCUGUACCAACACCUUCCGGGAGGAGUUAGUGAUGAUCUUCAGCAGUGGUCUAAUCUCCGUGGUGUGUUUCAUUGCUCUGUUAAUGUCCUACGCCUUCCUUCUGGCCAUGCUCAAGAAACACUCAGGCUCAGGUGAGAGUUCCAGCAGGGCUGUGUCCACCUGCUAUUCCCACAUCACCAUAGUGGUGUUGAUGUUUGGGCCAUCUAUCUACAUUUAUGCUCGCCCAUUCAACUCGUUUUCUCUAGAUAAAGUGGUGUCUGUGUUCCAUACUGUGAUAUUCCCUUUACUUAAUCCCAUCAUCUAUACAUUGCGGAACAAGGAAGUAAAGGCUGCUAUGAGGAAGUUAGUCAAUAGAUAUAUUUUAUGUAAAGAGAGGUGA